UUCCGGUACCGCUCCAUCGCCGCCCCAGCAGCCCUGCCCGCGCGGCGCCUAUAUAUAUGUUUGCCCAGUCCCGUGUGUCAUGUGCAAGCGUGACUCGUGCUAGCUCCUCUGGUCGACCACCCUCUCCGUCCAUAUCCACUUCCACUUCUCUCUCCUCCUCGUCCAUCGAUCAAUCUCCUCUGCACUACCCGUGUGCCUAGCUGUAGCUACUAGCUAGCUAGAGCCUAGAGCUACCUCUCUCGUCGGAAGCUAGCUAGCUAGCCGUGUGCGUGCGCGGGCGCCAUGGAUCUGUGGCGGCUGGCGUGCAUGGUGGCGGCGGCGGCGGUGGCGACGGUGGCGAGGAGCGACCCGCAGGUGCCGUGCUACUUCAUCUUCGGCGACUCGCUGGUGGACAACGGCAACAACAACUACAUCGUGUCCCUGGCGCGCGCCAACUACCCGCCCUACGGCAUCGACUUCGCCGGCGGCCCGUCCGGGCGCUUCACCAACGGCCUCACCACCGUCGACGUCAUCGCUCAACUUCUGGGCUUCGACAAUUUCAUCCCUCCCUACGCCGCGACGGGCGGCGACCAGCUCCUCAACGGCGUCAACUUCGCCUCCGCCGCCGCCGGGAUCCGUGCCGAGACCGGCCAGCAGCUGGGCGGUCGGAUCCCGUUCGCGGGGCAGGUGCAGAACUACCAGACGGCGGUGCAGACGCUGGUGAACAUCCUGGGCGACCGGGACACGGCGUCGGAGCGGCUGAGCCAGUGCAUCUUCACGGUGGGCAUGGGCAGCAACGACUACCUCAACAACUACUUCCAGCCGGCCUUCUACAGCACCGGCAGCCGCUACACGCCGGAGCAGUUCGCCGACUCGCUCAUCUCCGACUACCGCCGCUACCUCCAGGCCAUGUACAGCUACGGCGCCCGGAAGGUGGCCCUGAUCGGGGUGGGCCAGGUCGGCUGCGCCCCCAACGAGCUCGCCCGCUACAGCCCCGACGGCGCCACCUGCGUCGGCCGCAUCGACGACGCCAUCCAGAUCUUCAACCGCCGGCUCGUCGGCCUCGUCGACCAGAUGAACGCCCUCCCCGGCGCCCACUUCACCUACAUCAACGCAUACAACAUCUUCAACGACAUCCUCGCCAACGCCGCCGCCUACGGGUUCACGGAGUCCACCGCCGGGUGCUGCGGCGUCGGCCGGAACAACGGGGAGGUCACGUGCCUGCCGUACCAGGCGCCCUGCGCCAACAGGGACCAGCACAUCUUCUGGGACGCCUUCCACCCGUCGGAGGCGGCCAACAUCAUCGUCGGCCGGAGGUCCUACCAAGCCCAAUCGCCCAACGACGCCUACCCGGUGGACAUCAGCACGCUCGCGUCCCUUUGAUCCCGUCAGUAGUAUGACACCAUCUCUGCGAGUGAGUGAGUGAGUGGUCGAUCCAGUACCCAUUUCCGCUCGCCAACAAACAAGGGCAUGUAAAUGGAUUAGUAGUAAUUCUUUUCGAUCCGUAAACGCGCCUGCAUUAGCCUGUCUUCUUUUCUUUUUUUGGUUCGUUUUGCCUUUUGCGAUGAAUACGCCAUGCAUGCAGUUUGUAACAGGUAUAGACAAUAACUGGUUUUCAUCUCAAGGAUUAAGGAGUGCCUGAAUAAUCGGCGCAAGUGAGCAGCCAUCUCCGUUCGUGUUCAGUGGAGAGAGAGACAGGGAUAUGUUCAGAAUUAAUUGGUUAAUUAAUUGGACUGUUAUAAAGACUAUGGGUUUCAUUCA
Messenger RNA from Hordeum vulgare subsp. vulgare (domesticated barley), 1740 nucleotides. RefSeq names its product GDSL esterase/lipase At5g45670-like. Gene Ontology annotation, molecular function: hydrolase activity, acting on ester bonds. The record is from RefSeq and is a predicted model, not a curated record. The transcript is spliced from 3 exons. NCBI's taxonomy places the organism in Eukaryota, Viridiplantae, Streptophyta, Magnoliopsida, Poales, Poaceae. The coding region runs from base 283 to 1362 and encodes 359 amino acids.